AUGGCGUCAGGAACAGCGAAAUCGCUCGAAAAUCAUCCACUAUUGGGAGCAGCGAAGCUACGACAAUCACUUACAAAAACGAGGAAAUUGAAUACAUUACUCAAUGCUGUGAAGAAAUUUCAAGAUGAGAAUGGCAUCAAGAUGGAUACGCUACCACCAGCAUUACAGCUGCUAGAUCUACACAAAAUAAAACGCCACGAUUUGUACGAACAGGCUGCGAUGGAUAUUUCUGAGCAUGUAGUCGCUCGAAUUCGUGAGCUAGGUGAAAAUGGUUCAUUUGAAUCAGUCAAGAAACUUGAAGAACAGUUGGGAAAAUGUUUCGACAUGUUCCCACUUCCGCAGUUUCGUCCAAUUGUGUUGGAAAAUCUCAAACAGCUACCGAAAAUACCAGACAAUUAUCUUAAUACAAUAAUGGGCGACAGGGAUUUCUAUGAUGCUUGUCCGCUAACAGUGCAGCAGCAGAUUUGGCUGCGUAACAACGAUCUAUUCGUGGAAGCGUUUAGUCCUCUCAUUGAGUGCUAUUUGAAAAGAAAACAAGAUCUCUUAUUAUCUGUGGAGCCAUCAAAUACUAACUUCUUUACGUUCGAAACAACCAAAGCACGUCGCCAAUGGAGUGAGAUCAAAGAUUUGAUCAAGUUUUGUGGCAGUCACGAAGAACUGUUCAAGUCAAUGACUUCAUACAUUCGAGAUCUUUUUGCUGCAACUGGCGAUGCAAUGUUGUGUUCAUUGAGGUACGAGUUGAUCAUGGCUGCACAUGAUGCUGGUAUUGAAUGUUUGGUGAAGUCGGAUCCAUGCCAUGAUUUCGCUUGGUGUCUCGAAGCGUGCAUACGAGACAAGCAUUUAGAAAGCCACCAAACGACGCGACUGCGGCACAUGCUGGACAUGUUUCCAAAGUCUUACCAUGAGAGUGUAACUGACCUUGCAAUGAUAGCCGGUGACGUUCAUGUCAUUCACUUCCUGUGUUCUAUGACUGUGAAAAAGUUGCGAGAUUCGGGAGGGACUCAUUUACCCCGUGAUAUGCCGUCAGUCGUCGUUAUGGUGAGGGUGUUGUCCUUCGGAUGUGCUGCGAAAGAUUUGGUUUCUAAGAAAGUACAACCCGGUGAGGUUCUGGAUUCAGUGUUUUUGAACCGCUUCUUGCCAGAGUUCCAAACGCUCAUGGUUGAGGAUUGCACUAGAGCCGAAAUAAUGCGCAACAAAAAAGAUCUUGAGGAAGAAGUGGAUCUAAGCAAUUUGCUGAGCAAGCCAUCAGAUCAAAUGAUAACUUUUCUAAAGGCAAGUCGACUGGCUGCUCUACUUUGGUAUCACUGUUGUCUUGAUAUGCUGCCCAGCAAGAAAAGGAUCGGUGAUUUGCGCGGACUUGCUCGAUAUGUGGAAGUUCUUCCCUUGCUUAAAGAUAAUAUAGUUUGCUCCGGAGUUUGGUGUCACCUUAUUUUUCAUCGCCUUAUUCAUUCAAACCAGUACGAAGCCGCCCUAGCAGAUCAGGCCAUCUACGCCGCCUUAAUCGACCAGCUUUUGCUGAAGAAUCUGUUGACGGAUCGCUGUGUGAAGUAUCAGCUGUUCAAGCUAAUCAGCCAGAUUGGCUUUAUUUGGGGACAGCCACACUGCAUGACUAUCAUGAGGGAUUUUGAUGUUGAAUUCUUCAAGAGCUCUAAUCACCCAGAUAUGGACUACUUCAUAGAAGAAUAUAAUAAAUUGCGUGAAAGAAUAAUUCCAAAACCAAUCGAAGGGAUUUUAGAGGCGGACCUUGAACAGCCGUCUUCAUCAAAGCCAACACCAACGGUACCACCGGUGGCGCCUAUGGGAUCUGCUUCACCAGCACCUGGCAUUCACUACAAUAUGUUCGCUGUGCAAAAGUGUAUGUCAAAUUCAAAUCUGGAGCCGUUGCCAUACAGGAGACCUUUCGGAGGGCCUGGUUCUUCUAGUAGCCGUACACUUGCCGAAUUGGCGGCAUCGGUAACUACACCACAUGAUGAGGAUGCUUUCAUAGAUGUAACAGGUCUAGCUAAAGUCAGACAAGCAGUGACAGGCGCUUGCCGAAAAUGUGGUUAUCCAGGACAUCUUCCAUUUCAGUGUAGAAAUUACAUUCAAUUGAAGCCUGGACAAUCAACUGUCAUUGACGUUAGCUCGACAAGUAGCGAAAGCAGUGAUAAAGAAACUCCACUAGUGGAAAAGACCAGAAAGAAGCUAAGGAAAAAGGACAAAAAGGAGAAGAAGAAAAAGAAGAAGAAAAGACAUAGGAAACACAGCAGCAGCUCUUCUGACUCUGAUGGAUCUAACCAUGAAAAGAAAAGCAAAAAGAAGAGGAGACAUUCAAGCAGUUCAUCUGAUGAGCAUCGAAAAUCUAAAAAGAAGAAAAAGCAUCAAGAAGGACGUCAGAACAGGAAAUAA
Messenger RNA from Necator americanus (New World hookworm), 2388 nucleotides. RefSeq lists its product as uncharacterized. The transcript is spliced from 22 exons. Gene Ontology annotation, molecular function: nucleic acid binding; zinc ion binding. Gene Ontology annotation, cellular component: nucleus; NELF complex. Bases 1 to 2388 code for a protein of 795 amino acids. Gene Ontology annotation, biological process: negative regulation of transcription elongation by RNA polymerase II. Lineage: Eukaryota; Metazoa; Nematoda; Chromadorea; Rhabditida; Ancylostomatidae. The record is from RefSeq and is a predicted model, not a curated record.